AUGGCACAAAAUAAAUUUUUGGCGAUAAACUUAUUCAAUAAAUUACAAAACCCUGUACCCCAGUAUGUCUUAUGUUGCUUACCAGCUAUAGCAACAAUAGGAGCGUCUCCUAAGGCAGAUGCAUCUGUGAUAGAAAGAUUGUCUUCAUUAGCGUCAGCAUACUACAUUGUGCUCGGUGCGGCUGUAGCAAUUGCAAGGCUGGCAGUGACGAGUAUUUGUCAGGAUUGGCCAUAUAUACCAUUAGCAUUAGCUUGGACAUUACCUGCAAUCUAUAGGAGAACAGUUCAUGGAAAAUUGUUAGUAAGGGAUCCUAAGCUCGUGAUAAGAAAGGGCGAAAUAAUUGUGAAGAAAUUACUUGACGACGAAUAUAAAAAACACAUACAUAACCGUGUUUUACUCACUGCUUUAGCAUCAAUAGCAGUUCCUUGGAUAUCAGUAAUCAUCGCCUACUUCACACCCCCAAGGGGAUUUUUUUGUCGGAGCAAAUACCUCUCAGUCUUUUGUGCCAUAUGGUCAUUCAACAGUGCUCUUGCAUACAUACACCACCGGGUAGAAAAAAAAUUUAAAUUUGUCGAUAAUAUAAUUCACAUUUGGUUUACCGUUUGUGGCGUUGGGGUAGGAAUUUUUAUAAUUGCUCUAGCUGUGAUAAGCACUGAUAGAACAUGGUGGAUAAGUCUGUUAGGAGAAGCUUGUAAUAAAACAUGCCAUGUAUAUUAG
Ambispora gerdemannii is the source of this 717-nucleotide messenger RNA. The record is from the annotation of a GenBank genome assembly. NCBI's taxonomy places the organism in Eukaryota, Fungi, Glomeromycota, Glomeromycetes, Archaeosporales, Ambisporaceae.